Molecule: messenger RNA, 543 nt
Organism: Zychaea mexicana
Lineage: Eukaryota; Fungi; Mucoromycota; Mucoromycetes; Mucorales; Lichtheimiaceae
Product: RNA recognition motif 2
Exons: 6
Coding region: 182-448 (88 amino acids)
Source: RefSeq, a predicted model, not a curated record
CCUCGCCCGGUUACUGCUUUAAAGGAGGAGAGAAGCAAGAGUGUACAUGCUCUGUCUCUCUUACUCUUGCUCUCUCUGAACCGACUGUCUUUGCGUACUUUGCUCCCAAAUUCCAACAUUAGGAGGGGAUACGCGAACGACGUUGUUGAUACGCAACAUACCACACGCGUAUACCCAACAAAUGCUGAAAGAAGAAAUCGACGCGACAAACAAAGGAACGUACGAUUUCCUGUAUCUGCGUUUCAACGUAGAGCGCAGACGCAACUUUGGAUAUGCGUUUAUAAACUUUUCCGACGUUGGCUUCGUGGUCACAUUCGCGGAAAAGUUUAUUGGCAAACGCUGGAACCAAUCCAACUCAGAUAAGCGAUGUUCCACUAAGUACGCAAACAUUCAAGGCAAGGUCGCUUUGAUUGAAAAGUAUCGCUACUCAACGGUCAUGCAGACCUAAAAUAUUUUACACGAGUGGCCGCUUUAUUGGGCAAGAAGAGCCCUUCCCGGAACCGGACACAACGCAAAUGUAUUUCUAAAUAGCUUCCUCAUACU